UUCUGCUUGGUGACAAUUGGCUGAUCCUCACUGAUGUCACACGUCGAUGCACUUUUCUUCACGGUGGCCUUGGUAUCCUGAUCUUUUUGCCACAGCUGCCUGGACGGGAGUGCCGGACGCCUCUGAGGUGCUGUUCAGAUGAAGCGGCGCAUCGCAGUGAUCGGGGCGGGGGCUUCGGGCCUGGCUGCCGUCAAGUGCUGUUUGGAUGAGGGGCUGGAGCCCAUGUGCUUCGAGCAAAGUGAUGGCCUGGGUGGUCUCUGGAGGUUCAAGGAGGACCCCGAGGAUGGGCGGUCCAGCAUCUACCGCUCGGUGAUCAUCAACAGCUCCAAGGAGAUGAUGUGCUUCAGCGACUUCCCCAUUCCUGACGACUUCGCCAACUUCAUGCACAACUCCAAGAUUCUCGAUUAUUUCCACUUGUACGCCCGUCACUUUGAUCUGCUGCGCUACAUUCGCUUCAAGACGACGGUGCGCAGAGUUAAAAUGCGGCCCGACUUUGCCCGCUCUGGCCAGUGGGAGGUGGUGACAGCCACUAGUGGUGGACUGGAGGAAUCUGCCAUUUUUGAUGGGGUGAUGGUUUGUACCGGGCACCACACAUACCCUCACCUGCCACUUCAGGACUUCCCAGGAAUCGAGACAUUUCAGGGGGAGUACUUUCACAGCCGAGAAUACAAGGGUCCCGAGAAGUUCCUGGGCAAGAGGGUCGUCGUCAUUGGCAUAGGGAAUUCGGGAGGGGACCUCGCAGUGGAGCUGAGCCGAAUCGCUGACCAGGUCUUCCUGAGCACACGCAGAGGCUGCUGGGUACUCAACCGCAUCCUGGAUGACGGGCUGCCCUACGACAUGCUGCUCCUCACGCGCUUUGCGAGCCUCUUGAAGAAGAUCCUUCCUCUCACCUUUCUCAACUGGAUGGAGGAGCAGAAGCUGAACAAGCGCUUUGACCACAAAUUGUACGGCCUGCAGGCGAAGCACAGACUCUCCAGCCAGCACCCCACUGUCAAUGACGAGCUGCCAAAUCGCAUCAUCUCUGGGACCGUGGUGGUCAAGCCCAACAUCAAGGAGCUGAGGGGCUCCAGCGUGAUCUUUGAGGACGGGAGUGUGGAGGAAAAAAUCGAUGUGGUCAUCUUCGCCACCGGCUACAACGUGUCCUUCCCCUUCCUCGAUUCUUCUGUCAUCACCGUUCGCCAUAACCAGGUGUCGCUGUACAAGCAUGUCUUCCCUCCGGCCCUGGAGCAGCCCACGCUGGCCUUUGUUGGACUUGUCCAAGCACAUGGCCCUCUGAUGGUGGUCUCGGAGAUGCAAGCCCGCUGGGUCACUCGCGUCUUCGCAGGGUUAGGGAAGCUUCCUAAGACGAAGGCGAUGCUGAAGGACAUCCAGAGGAAGAAGGAUGAACUGGCCAAGCGGUUUCUGCCCUCCCAACGUCACACCUUUGAGGAGGACUUCAUCUAUUACAUGGAUGAGCUGGCCAUGCAGAUUGGCGUGCGACCCAGCAUUCCUUGGCUGUUUCUUCGGGACCCAAGACUGGCACUGACUGUUUUCCUGGGGCCCUGUACACCAUACCAGUAUCGGCUAAUGGGGCCGGGGAAGUGGGCAGGCGCACGAAAUGCCAUCUUUACCCAGUGGGAGCGGGUCAUCAAGCCUCUCCAGACACGCAUGCUUCAGGAGAAGCCCCACCGCUCUGCUGGUGCCCUGCUGUUGAAGGUGACCACAGCGGCAGUGCUCUGUGUGAUGGUCGCCUACUAUGUCCACUGGCAGCGUCCGGCACUGCUGCAGAAGCUGGUGGACAAAGUGGGCAUCCACUGGCAAUGACUGGCAUCGUCUAGAAAGGCGGCCCUCUGGGAGCUGUUGUUGGGUUUGGAGGGCCAUCAUUAAAACACAAGAUGUCCAGAUGUGUCCAGGGCUGACCGCUCUGCUGCCCCACCAGCUGAAGACUCUUGAUUGGCUCAGCAGAUCUAUUGUGGGUGUGGCCUGUCAGAGGUGUCUCACUGGAGGAUUUCUGGUGAUUGACAGCUGUGCCCUCAGGGCAGCUCCCAGAUUCUAUUCGGCCUUCACGAUGCCAGUUGUCAAUAAAUCUGUGUCACAAGCUG
Molecule: messenger RNA, 2081 nt
Organism: Polypterus senegalus (gray bichir)
Lineage: Eukaryota; Metazoa; Chordata; Cladistia; Polypteriformes; Polypteridae
Product: flavin-containing monooxygenase 5-like
Exons: 9
Coding region: 139-1803 (554 amino acids)
Molecular function (GO): N,N-dimethylaniline monooxygenase activity; flavin adenine dinucleotide binding; NADP binding
Source: RefSeq, a predicted model, not a curated record